AUCCUGUCCUGUAGCUCAAUCACCAAAAGCUAAAGCCUCACCUAAUCAAAAAGUCUCACCAGCUGCCAUUGCUCUAACCACACGCAUUACACUAGUUUUAGGCUUUUAGCAAAUCUCACAUCCCAAUAAUCAUCAACUUCAUAUAAAAUAAAGAUCAAAUCUUUUUCACUAAACAAGAAAAAAAUCAGAUCUUUUUGACAAUGCAAACUCAAACACAACCACCCAACACCACCAUCUACUACCUCUCCACCACCAUCAUCUUCUCUCUCCUCUUCAUUCUCUAUCUCUCCACAUUCUCUCCCACCCCUUCUCUCUCCUCUGACCCUUUUCUGUUUCCACACCACCCCACCAAUUCUUCAACCCCAUCAAUAGCUUACCUCAUUUCUGGGUCAAAGGGUGAUUCGGGUCGGGUCAUCCGGGUCUUGCUCUCAGCUUACCACCCCAAGAACCAGUACUUACUUCACCUUGAUCUUACAGCUUCGAAAGCUGAGAGGGAAAAUUUGGCACUUGAAGUUGAGCAAGUUCCGAUUUUUAAGGCUGCCAAGAAUGUUAAUGUGAUUGGCAAGGCUGAUUUUAGAGACCCAUAUGGUUGCUCUUCUGUUUCAGCUACUUUACAUGGUGCUGCGAUGCUUCUUCGUCUUUCGGAGAAUUGGGAUUGGUUUAUUAACCUUGAUGCUCAUGAUUAUCCACUUGUGACACAAGAUGAUCUGCUUCACAUUUUGUCAUACCUUCCUAAAGACCUGAAUUUCGUAAAUCACACAAGCUACAUAGGCUGGAGAGAUUCCCGAAGAUUGAAACCGAUAGUUGUUGAUCCUGGUCUCUAUCUAUCACAAAAACAUGCAAUUUCUUAUGCUUCACAGAAGCGGGAGCUGCCAGGUGCCUAUCGAUUGUUCACAGGUUCAGGGUCUGUUAUAUUGAGCCGCAAGUUAAUCGAGUUUUGCAUAUUAGGUACAGAAAACUUGGCCAGAACUCUACUUAUGUAUAUAUCAAACACCCCUUCACCCCAAUCUGUGUACUUCCAAACUUUAAUAUGCAACUCCCAGCAAUUCAGUAGAACCGUCAUCAACCACAAUUUGCAGUAUUCUGCCUUAGGUGUUCGAAAUGAACCCCGACAUCUUAAUUCCACUGACCUCCAUCACCUAAUCGAUAGUGGAGCUGCAUUUGCCUCACCAUUUCUCCCUGACGACCCGGUCCUCGACCUCAUUGACGAGAAGAUUCUAGGCCGCGUGCCAGGAAAACCAGCACCUGGUGGCUGGUGUGUAGGUGGGAACGGAAACGACACGUGUCUGGAAUGGGGUAAUGCGGAGGUUUUGAGGCCAGGUCCAGGAGCAAGAAGGCUCGAGAGACUCUUUCUUGACCUGCUAUCAAACGGGACGCUUGGGUCUGAUCAAUGUGUAUUAAUGUGAGAUCGUAUAAUGUUUUGUGUUCAUUAGUUGUAUAAAUGUGAGAUCGUAUAAUGUUUAGUGUUCAUUAGUUUAGCUCAUUCUUUUAAUGUUCAUGUAAAAUUGCUACCGGUGUUUGAUUAGGCGAUUAGCUAAUCGGAAUUGAGAGUUGUCGAAUGCAGCCAUUAGACA
Messenger RNA from Daucus carota subsp. sativus, 1574 nucleotides. Its product is annotated as beta-glucuronosyltransferase GlcAT14A. Gene Ontology annotation, cellular component: membrane. The record is from RefSeq and is a predicted model, not a curated record. Gene Ontology annotation, molecular function: glucuronosyltransferase activity. The coding region runs from base 201 to 1406 and encodes 401 amino acids. The transcript is spliced from 4 exons. Lineage: Eukaryota; Viridiplantae; Streptophyta; Magnoliopsida; Apiales; Apiaceae.